Molecule: messenger RNA, 2916 nt
Organism: Nipponia nippon (crested ibis)
Lineage: Eukaryota; Metazoa; Chordata; Aves; Pelecaniformes; Threskiornithidae
Source: RefSeq, a predicted model, not a curated record
AUGGACCCCCAGAGCGACGCAGGGGGAGGCCCGGGGUGCCCGCGGCCCCCCGCGGGGGCCGUGCCCGCGCUAUAUCGGCUGCCGCUGGCUCCUCGUCGGAGCCGCCCUCCCGUUUACAAGGGGGACGGGUGUUUCUCUGCAGAGGGGGGGUCUGGCUGCGAGCCCUCGCUGGAGCUCCUGUCCCGCGCCCAGCUCCACGCUGCCCUCCCCGCCCCAGUGGCCCUCAAGCAGCAGCAGCAGCUCCAGAAGCAGCUGCUCUUCGCCGAGUUCCAGAAGCAGCACGAGCACCUCACCCGCCAGCACGAGGUCCAGCUCCAGAAGCACCUCAAGCAGCCCGGCGGCCCGGGGCCACCCCCAUCCUACAAACUCCCCCUCCUCGGCACCUACGACAGCCGGGAUGAUUUCCCGCUCCGCAAAACCGCCUCCGAACCCAACCUGAAAGUGCGCUCGCGGUUAAAACAGAAGGUAGCGGAGAGGAGGAGCAGUCCCCUGCUGCGGAGGAAGGACGGCACUGUCAUCAGCACCUUCAAGAAGCGAGCCAUCGAGAUCACGGGCGCCGGCCCCGCAGUGUCCUCGGUGUGCAGCAGCGCCCCGGGCUCCGGGCCCAGCUCCCCCAACAGCUCCCACAGCGCCAUCGCCGAGAACGGCUUCACCGGCUCCGUCCCCAACAUCCACGCCGAGCUCCUGCCCCAGCACCGAGCCCUCACCCUUGACGGCGCCAGCCAGCUCAGCCUCUACACGUCCCCGUCCCUGCCCAACAUCUCCCUGGGGCUGCAGGCCACCGUCACCGUCACCAACUCCCACCUCAACGCGUCCCCCAAGCUGUCGCCGCAGGCGGAGGCCGAGCGCCCGGCGGUGGCCGCCCUGCGCCCCGGGGCCGCCCUCACCGGCAAGUUCCUGAGCACCUCCUCCAUCCCGGGCUGCCUGCUGGGGGUGGCCCUGGAGGGGGACCCCCCUGCCGGCCCCGCGUCCCUGCUGCAGCACGUCCUGCUGCUGGAGCAAGCACGCCAGCAGAGCACCCUCAUCGCCGUGCCGCUGCACGGGCAGUCACCGCUGGUGACGGGGGAGCGUGCGGGGAGCGUGCGGACGGUGAGCAAGCUGCCGCGGCACCGGCCCCUGAGCCGCACGCAGUCGUCCCCGCUGCCCCAGAGCCCCCAGGCCCUGCCCCACGGCGCUCUGCCCCACGGUGCCCUCCAACACCACUUCCUCGACAAGCAGCAGGUCCAGCUGGGCAAGGAGGAGCCAGGUGACAGCGGGGACGAGGCAGAGGCCCCUGGGGUCCCCGACGUCACCGAGCUGGGGGUCACCUACAAGCAGGUGUUCCCCGAGGCGCCGCUGCAGCUGUACCCCGCUCCCGCCCUGGGCAUCCUGGCGCUGCCCCACCCGGCCCUCGCCCGCACCCAGUCGUCCCCUGCCAGCGCCGGCGUCAAGCCCCCUGCGCCCGAUGGGCCCCCCAAGCACCUCUUCACCACAGGCGUGGUGUACGACACGUUCAUGCUGAAGCACCAGUGCACCUGCGGGAACACCAACAUCCACCCCGAGCACGCCGGCCGCAUCCAGAGCAUCUGGUCCCGUCUGCAGGAGACCGGCCUCCUCGGCAAGUGCGAGCGCAUCCGGGGCAGGAAGGCGACGCUGGAGGAGAUCCAGACAGUGCACUCGGAGCACCACACGCUGCUCUACGGCACCAGCCCCCUCAACCGCCAGAAGCUCGACAGCAAGAAGCUCCUGGGUCCCAUCAGCCAGAAGAUGUACGCGGUGCUGCCGUGCGGAGGUAUCGGGGUGGACAGUGACACGGUGUGGAACGAGAUGCACUCGUCCAGUGCCGUGCGCAUGGCGGUGGGCUGCCUGGUGGAGCUCGCCUUCAAGGUGGCCGCCGGGGAGAUCAAGAACGGCUUCGCCGUCAUCCGCCCCCCGGGACACCACGCGGAGGAGUCCACGGCCAUGGGCUUCUGCUUCUUCAACUCGGUGGCCAUCUCGGCCAAACUGCUCCAGCAGAAGCUCAGCGUGGGCAGGAUCCUCAUCGUGGACUGGGACAUCCACCACGGGAACGGGACCCAGCAAGCCUUCUACAGUGACCCCGACGUCCUCUACAUCUCCCUCCACCGCUACGACGACGGCAAUUUCUUCCCGGGCAGCGGGGCGCCCGAGGAGGUCGGCAGCGGGAUGGGAGUGGGCUACAACAUCAACAUCGCCUGGACCGGCGGCGUCGACCCCCCCAUCGGGGACGUGGAGUAUCUCACUGCCUUCAGGACCGUGGUGAUGCCCAUCGCCAACGAGUUCUCCCCGGACGUCGUGUUGGUCUCAGCCGGCUUCGACGCCGUCGAGGGUCACCUCUCCCCGCUCGGUGGCUACUCCGUCACCGCCAAAUGUUUUGGCCACUUGACGAAGCAGCUGAUGAUGCUGGCGGGUGGCCGGGUGGUGCUGGCGCUGGAGGGGGGGCACGACCUGACGGCCAUCUGCGACGCCUCGGAGGCCUGCGUCUCCGCUCUGCUCGGCCUGGAGCUGGAGCCCCUGGAUCCGUCCCUCCUGCAGCAGAAGCCAAACGUGAAUGCGGUGGCCACCCUGGAGAAGGUCAUCGAGAUCCAGAGCAAGCACUGGGGCUCGGUGAAGCGCUUCGCGGCGGCCGUGGGCUGCUCCUUGCUGGAGGCACAGAAGGGGGAGGUGGAGGAGGCCGAAACGGUGACAGCCAUGGCCCUGCUCUCGGUGGGUGCCGAGCAGGGGAGCGCCGACCCCCAGCCCAGGGGGAAAUUGAACCGGGAGAACUGGGGCAGCUGGAAGGAGGUGGAGGGCGGGGUGGGAGCGGACAGUGGUGCCGUUUGUCCCUGCGCUCUGUCCCCAGAGCUGCUGGGCACGGGGACGCCCCCCGCUCUGCCCCCCACCUGCCCCCCGCCGGCCUGGGGGGAGCAGCGCUGUUAG